Molecule: messenger RNA, 2211 nt
Organism: Musca vetustissima
Lineage: Eukaryota; Metazoa; Arthropoda; Insecta; Diptera; Muscidae
Gene: PIP5K59B
Product: phosphatidylinositol 4-phosphate 5-kinase type-1 alpha
Exons: 13
Coding region: 1-2211 (736 amino acids)
Biological process (GO): phosphatidylinositol metabolic process
Molecular function (GO): phosphatidylinositol kinase activity
Source: RefSeq, a predicted model, not a curated record
AUGGCAUCGGGAGGAGUUGGUAUUAGCUCCAUAGAUCCGGAUGUAUCUUCAACAUCUAAUACAAAAUUCACAUCCGACCGUGAAGAUGCCCAAGACUCAUCCAUUUCGGAGACCCCGGGUAAACAGCGUACCAAAAGUGAUAAGGAGCGUAAAAUUGGCCAUAGGCGUGUCGGUGAGGGUGGUGAGAUCACCUAUAAAAAGAUACAGACCUCACAGAUUAUGGGUUCCAUACAAUUGGGUAUACAGCAUACGGUCGGUAGUUUAGCCUCUAAACCAAAACGUGAUCUACUUAUGAUGGACUUUUGGGAAAUCGAAAGUAUUGUCUUUCCGCCCGAAGGUUCUAGCCUUACGCCUGCCCACCACUAUAGUGAAUUUCGUUAUAAAAUUUAUGCGCCGAUAGCAUUUCGUUACUUUAGAGAUUUGUUCGGCAUCCAGCCGGAUGAUUUUAUGAUGUCCAUGUGUUCGUCACCAUUGCGGGAGCUGUCGAAUCCGGGUGCAUCGGGUUCCAUAUUCUAUUUGACGCAUGACGAUGAAUUUAUCAUUAAGACGGUGCAGCACAAGGAGGGGGAAUUUUUGCAAAAAUUAUUGCCAGGUUACUACAUGAAUUUAAAUCAAAAUCCCCGUACCCUUUUGCCGAAGUUCUUCGGCCUGUACUGCCUGCAGACCAACAAUGCCAAGAACAUCCGUCUGGUGGUGAUGAACAAUCUGCUGCCUUCCUAUGUGAAAAUGCAUCUGAAAUACGAUCUGAAGGGAUCGACGUUUAAACGCAAAGCCAAUAAAGCGGAACGUGCCAAGAAAUCGCCAACAUUUAAGGAUUUAGAUUUUAUGGAACAGCAUCCGAAUGGUAUAUUCCUCGAGGCUGAAACCUAUUCGGCCUUGAUUAAGACAAUACAACGGGAUUGUACGGUACUGGAAUCAUUUAAAAUUAUGGACUAUUCCCUACUGCUGGGCGUACACAAUUUAGAUUUGGCCUCAAAGGAAAAGCAGAAGACACGAAAGCAGGCCAAAUCAUCGCAAUCCGAGGAAUCGGAUGAGGAUAAUGCUCGUGGUACAGAGACAACGUCGGAUAAUCAGGAUGAAGAAACGCAAAGCAAUAUACAACGCAAUAGUGCGGCCUAUCGCUCGAAUCGCCAACGUUUGGUAGCCCACUCCACGGCCAUGGAGAGUAUACAGGCUGAAAGUGAACCCAUUGAUGAUGAAGAGGAUAUGCCACCCGGUGGCAUUCCGGCCCGCAGUGAAAAGGGUGAACGCCUGCUGCUCUUCAUUGGCAUCAUUGAUAUUUUACAAUCGUAUCGGCUGAAAAAGAAACUGGAACAUACCUUCAAGAGUAUCAUUCAUGAUGGUGAUACUGUUUCAGUGUGUCGUCCUUCAUUUUAUGCUCAAAGAUUUCAAAAUUUCAUGGCCAAAACUGUAUUUCGUAAAAUACCGUCUCUGGAUCUCCCCGAGAUCAAAGGAAAUCAUAGAAAAUUUCGUACUUUGGUAUCCAGUUAUAUAGCUCUCAAGCACUCACCAUCGAAGCGAAAAAGUCUGUCGAAAGCAAUACAACGUUCCAUAGAUAGUGAAAAUGAGGCAAGAGGCACAACACCAUCAUGCAGUUCAACACCACCCCCUGCCUUCGAUGAUAUAUCCGAGGAUAAUAGUUAUAACAAGCAUAGUUCCUCAACGACUUCGAGGCGUUCGCAUCAGCAUCACCAACAGCAUCAAUCGCAUCAUCACCACCACCACCAGCAGCAACACUCCUCCCAGUCGCAGGCGGCUCAUCACCACCAACACCACCACCAUCACCACCAGCAGCAGUCGCAGCAACAGCAGCCGACGUCAGCACAUUACCAUCAAAGCGACGGGCUGUCCUCCUCCUCGUAUCACGAUCGUAAAAUGAAUGUGGGUCCAGCCUAUCGAAGUUCAUCGUCAUCGCAAAAAGAUGAUAUGGUCAGUGUUUCCGAAAUACAUUUAGACACCUAUUUAGCCGUAGAUACAUCAUCCAGUAGUCACUAUGGUUCAAGGGGCGGUCUAGCCUGGACACCACCAGCAUCUGGUGAAGGUUCAACACCCACAUGGACCGAAGGUACGCCCAGUUUUACCGAUUCCAGUUCAAGUGGUGACUUUGAACAUUUUUCGCCAAUUAAUUCCUCGAAAAUGGAUCGCUACAAGCCAACGGUUGAGGAUGCCAUCAAUUCGCUAUCCGCCGAAAUGAUCAACGAUCGUCAUUGA